Cyprinodon variegatus (sheepshead minnow) is the source of this 1842-nucleotide messenger RNA. Its product is annotated as persulfide dioxygenase ETHE1, mitochondrial-like. Gene Ontology annotation, biological process: hydrogen sulfide metabolic process; glutathione metabolic process. The transcript has 7 exons. The record is from RefSeq and is a predicted model, not a curated record. Gene Ontology annotation, molecular function: sulfur dioxygenase activity. Lineage: Eukaryota; Metazoa; Chordata; Actinopteri; Cyprinodontiformes; Cyprinodontidae. Bases 267 to 1142 code for a protein of 291 amino acids.
AGCGCGCCUGGGAAGCGGUUGCGCGCGACAGCUGACAGAUUUGGCCCAGUUUCAGAACAUCACACCGGUUGAAAGGAAGUAUCUGGAUCUAAGCGGAAAAUCCCGGAUUUUGUUGUUUUAAGAUCUAAAUUCUGUGUAUAGUAGAGAUCAGAGCAGACAGGAAAGGACCGGAUGAGACCUGUGUGAGCAGAAACUCUUUAGGAAGCUCAAGGUUUUUAGGUUCCACUUCCAAUCCGCUCGAACAUCGUUGUUAGUUCGGACCUAAAAUGUGCUCUGUAUUAACAAGGGUAAGGCCCAUUCACCGGGCUGUAGCCUUGACUCUUCGACUCGGAGCCAACACCGAGGGCUCGAGUUAUGUGGCGACCCAGAGGAAGCGUUUCUCCCCCGGCGUGAGCUCUGCCGCGGCUAACGGCAGGUUUUACUGCUCCAGGGCGGCGAAGACCGAAGGACUGCUGUUCAGACAACUAUUUGAGGUGGAGAGCUGCACCUACACCUACCUGCUGGCAGACACCAACACCAAAGAGGCCAUUAUUAUUGAUCCUGUGCUGGAGACAAUGGACAGGGAUCUAACCCUGGUGAAGGAGCUGGGGCUCAAUCUGAUUUUUGCAGUAAACACCCACUGCCAUGCAGACCACAUAACGAGCUCUGGGUUGAUGAAGAAAAGAAUUGCAGGAUUGAAGAGUGCCAUCUCUAAACACAGCGGCGCCUCUGCAGAUAUCCUGCUGUCGGAAGGCGACCGGAUCCCCUUUGGAAAACAUUACCUUAUUGUGAAAGAAACACCAGGACACACAGAUGGGUGCACAACUCUUGUAUCAGGAGAUGAAAGCAUGGCUUUUACUGGAGACGCUCUGCUUAUCCGAGGCUGCGGCAGAACAGACUUCCAGCAGGGUUGUGCAAAAUGCCUUUAUGAUUCAGUCCACGACAAGAUCUUCACACUGCCUGAUGACUGCCUCGUAUAUCCAGCACACGACUAUAUAGGUCAGACCGUUUCCACAGUUGGUGAAGAACGCAAGUUUAACCCUCGCCUGACAAAGUCCAAGGAUGAAUUUGUGGAUAUUAUGAACAGCUUGAAUCUCCCAAAACCAGACAAAAUAGAUAUUUCGGUGCCUGCCAAUCUAGUAUGUGGACUACAUGGACUCUGAAUGCCUUAUAGGAGAAGAACGUGUUUAUAAAAUCAGCAACUUAACCACAGAAUGGUUCAGAUUUAAAUGUUUGUUUUAGCAAACUUGGCUGCAACAGCUUACCAUAAGGUGCGUGUUAUGUUUUGUGCAGCCACUUAUGUAACUCUAAGUGUGCUUAAAAUGCUUAAAAAUGUGGUUAGAUUUAAUUAUUGAUUUGGUCUAUACAGACAUAACAGUUUUUGUGUGUGUCUUGAGUUAAAAGUGUGUUUUAUUUACUCUGUGCAGCUGUAAGGUAAUAAAAGUUUAAACUAAGGGUAAUAAACACUUUACAUUUUCAGUUAAGUGUUCUUAUCGCCUUCCUGCAUCUGGAACUUCUGUUUUGCCUAUUAAAUGAUGCUUGACUCUUUCUUUAAUAAUAUGUGUUAUAAGAUCAGCCAAACUGCUACCCGUCCCAUCCAAAACUUUUAAGGAUUGUGUUUAUUACAAACGGAUGUACGAAACCCUCUAAUGGCCUUGGCUUUUCUAUAGAAAUUUCUCUAGUUACAUUUCUGUCAUAUAGCUGGAUUUAGAAAAGAAGGCCAAUGACAUUUACGGUAACUGUGGGGAUGCUGGAUUCUUUUUCACAUUUUAACUGUUCUGCUUUCAUUUCCUUUAAUUGUAAACUGUUUGAUAGUUUCAGAGGCCAGUAUCAAAAUAAAACAUGUUCAAAUGAAACCAAAAU